UUCUCCCCAGUCGAUUCAUGGCGCACGCCGCAGCUGCGCUCGCAGAUGAGCUCCGCCUCCAUGCGCUGGUGCGGGCGCUCGUCGAGGGCACCACCGGCCUCACGCCGUCCUCGGGUGAGAACCAUGAGGCUGCUGUCGAUUGGGUCCACGGCUCCUUCCGCCACCACCGCUUCGGCUCAACGGACGGGCAUGCGGUGUCCCGCGACUACGCGCAGCUCGUCGCGCUCCUCCGUCGCCACUCGCGCCACGACAAGGCCAGCGACCUCGACGCGCUUGCGUCGAAGCUGCUGCGCGUGCCGACCGGGCAGCCGGCAGCGGAUGCAGACGCCCGGGCGCUCUCUGCAUUGUACUGGCUCGCCGAUGCUGCGGCCAUGACAGCGAGCGGUCCGGCGCGCUGGCCCAGCGGUCCGCCAUCGCUCGCGCCGGUCCCGGCUGCGCCGGCCGAGCAGCUCUCGCGGCCCUCGUCGCCUCGCUGGGGCUACUCGUCCGGCUCUGAGGAGGAGUUGGACGAGCUCUCGCCUGCGCACGGCGGCAGCAGCGGCGGCGAAGGCAGCGGCGGCGGUGGUGGCGAAGGUGGCAGCGGCGAAGGCGGCGAAGGCGGCGAAGGCGCGGGCCGCAGUGAGGAUGGCGGCGGCAGCGGCGAGGGCGGCGGCGCGGCGAGGGCUCAGGAGGCGGCGGCGCCGACUGCGAGGGGGCUGAGCGCGCUGGCGUGGGAGAGCUUUGCCCAGGCGGGUGCGUCGCGUGUCCCACCGGCGGGGAGGAGCUCUCUCGACUCGAGGCGGGUCGGGGCCGCGCCUCGCGGUGGUGCGGUGGCGCGGCGAGAGGCGAGAUGGCUCGGCUCUAGGCGGUCGCGUCUAGCCAACGCCUCGAUCAUGGCCGUGGCGGGCUACGCGGCGGGCGACUGGGAGGAGGUUGCAGCGGACGAGGCCAGCCCCUCUUCCCCGGGCCGCGAGGGAGCGUGCGACGCUUCCUGGCGGCGGCGGGCGCUCUCGGACGGCCUGCUCUCGCGGCCCAACUUGCCGACGACGCUUCGCGCGCUCGGCCAGGCCCUGCACGGCGAGGUGCACGAGUGGCGGCGCGAGUGGCGGCGCGAGGCGGCGGGGCGCGGCGCGGCCGGUGGCGCCGGUCGUGGGGAGCGGAGACGGGAGGGCGAGCGGACAGGGCUGCUCGUGCUGGCGGAGCGGCACCGCGGCGUGGCUGGCUGGCGCCGCCGGCUGGCGGAGCUGGCCGCUUUCGCCGCCGAGUUUGCGGCGGUGCCGGCGGUGAGCUGCGUGCUCGGCGUGCGGGCGCGCGGGCCGCACUGCGCCGCAGAGGCGACGAGCGCGCUGUUGUCGCUGCUGCUCGCGCGGUGCGAGUGGCAUGAGGCGUGUGGAGGGGAGGGUGGAGGCGGGGAGGGUGGAGGCGGGGAGGGGAGGGGCCUCUACUUCGUGUGGCUGCGCAUCCUCGUGCGGUGCCUGCUGGCGUACGCUCGCGUGCUCGGCGGGUGGGUGGAGCGAGGCCGAGCUGCGGCGGGCGGCGGGCGGCUCAAGAGCGAGCAGCAUGUCUUUCACAGCUGUGGCUGUGAACCAGGCGAGCUGCGCGACGCGGCGGGCGAGCUCUUCGUGUACCGCGCGGCGGCGCAUGCUGACCCCGCCCUCGGCGCGGGCGGCGGCGACAGCGCGGCGGGCUGGGAGGGUGCAUUCGCCCUUCGCCCCGCGGGGUGCGUGCCUCUCUUCCUCGCGCCGCUCGCGCCGUCCAUCCUGGUGUGCGGCAAGUCGAGGCGGCUGGUGGGCUCGCUCGCGGGAGGGGCGGCCGCCGGGGCGAGGGGCCGCGAGGAGGGUGCGGGGGAGGGGACCGAGGAGGGGACCGAGAAGGGGACCGAGGAGGGCGAGGAGGAGCUGGAGAUGCGUGUGAGUGAGCGGCUCCUCGCGCUUCUCGCGUCGCGCCGCGCUGCCGCCGCGUCGCGUCGUGGUGGGGCUGCCGCUGCGGGUGAGGAGCGGCGCAGGGACGGGGUGCAGGCGGAGGGGGAGCCGGCGCCCGUCCCAGGGCUAGCCGGCGACAGCGCAGCGGCCGGGCGGCACUGGCUGGAGCAGAUGCCUCACUGGGGCUCCAUGCCGCGCAAGGACGACGUGCCGAUGGCGUUUGCCCGACCUGCUGAGCAUGGGCACGCUUCCCCGAGCGACGAGCUCUGCCGCUUGCCGGCCUCGCGCCCGCCCCCCGCCACCGACCCGCCCUCGCUCCUCCUCGCGCGGCUGACAAGCCUCGCGACUCCUCCGGCCGACGAGGCUGCCAGAGCCGCCAUAUUUGCAGAGGCUGCAGAAAUUGCAGAGGCUGCAGAGGCUGCAGAAAUUGCAGAGGCUGCAGAGGCUGCAGAGGCUGCAGAGGCUGCAGAGGCUGGCGGAGCGCCGCGUAGCAGGGUGCGCUCGAUGGCGGUUCGCGAAGCUUUCCUCGCCCCCAUCGCGCACUCCUGCGCCCGCGCCGGGCCGCAGCUGCUCCGCUUGCUGCCCGGUUUGCGCGGGGUGGCGCGGCUGCUGCACGCCGUCGCUCUCGCCGCCGAGCCGCGCCUGACUGCGCCUGUGUGCGAGCGGCUCUGCGAGCUCGCCGACCGCUGCCGGCCGUGGCGGCCCGCCCUCCCGCAGCUCACGCGGCUGCUGCGGGAGAGCCUCAUCGAGGGCGGCGUCCCGGCGGGCCAGGCGCGUGCGGGCCGCUUCUCGUUUGAGCUGGCUGACGUCUCGGCCCAGGAGCCGCGCAACGGGCCGCGCAAGGGGUCGUCGUUCUCGGACGCCGUCGACGCGCGCGCCUUUGAGUCGCUCGUGCUGCGGUAUGCGCCGCCGUGGCCGUUGCAGCUCGUCUUCACGCCCGCGCUGCUCUCGCAGCAGCAGCGCGUCUUCGCGCUGCUGCUGCGCUUGCGGCGCGCGAAGUGGUCCCUCGAGACGGUCAGCGUCGGCGCCGGCGCCGCAGGAGGCCGCUGCGCAGGCUCGACUCCGCUCACGCGGCUCUGGUGGACGCUUCGCUCCGAGCUGCUCCACGCCGUCCACCACAUCCUCGCGUACGUCACGCUCGCUGUGAUUGCGGCCGAGUGGCGAUCCCUCCUCGACGGGCUCCCCGCCCUCUCGAGCGUGGACGCCUUCGCCGCCGCGUGCGCCCGCCUCUACGAGCGCAUCGCCUCGCGCUGCUUCCUGGAGCCGCAGCACGAGGCGGAGAUGCGAGCCGUCGACGCCAUCCUCGCGCUCGCGCUCCGGCUGCGCGCCCAGCUGAGUGACGACCUCGCCGCGCUACCCGCGGUUGCGCACGCGGCGGCGGCGAGGCGAUGGCGCGCUGAGCUCCGCCGCAGCGUCCAGCUGCUGAUGCGCACGCUUCGGCAGCAGCCGGAGGGGCGCCCCCUCUCCGAGGCGCUCGACUUCAACUCGCACUAUGGCGGGAGCGAGGAGGAGGCUUGA
Emiliania huxleyi CCMP1516 is the source of this 3419-nucleotide messenger RNA. RefSeq lists its product as hypothetical. Gene Ontology annotation, cellular component: spindle pole; centrosome; gamma-tubulin complex. Gene Ontology annotation, molecular function: gamma-tubulin binding; microtubule minus-end binding. NCBI's taxonomy places the organism in Eukaryota, Haptophyta, Isochrysidales, Noelaerhabdaceae. The coding region runs from base 18 to 3419 and encodes 1133 amino acids. Gene Ontology annotation, biological process: spindle assembly; cytoplasmic microtubule organization; microtubule nucleation. The transcript is spliced from 5 exons. The record is from RefSeq and is a predicted model, not a curated record.